This is a messenger RNA of Osmia bicornis bicornis, 1043 nucleotides long. RefSeq lists its product as uncharacterized. Gene Ontology annotation, molecular function: nucleic acid binding. The transcript has 3 exons. The coding region runs from base 9 to 1043 and encodes 344 amino acids. NCBI's taxonomy places the organism in Eukaryota, Metazoa, Arthropoda, Insecta, Hymenoptera, Megachilidae. The record is from RefSeq and is a predicted model, not a curated record.
ACUACAAUAUGAUGUAUGUUUACGCGCAGUGUAACAGUAACGCGAACGCUGCCGUGCGUAAAUAUCGCGAAAUCCAUGGAGAAACAAACGUGCCAAGUGCACAUAGUUUUCGCCAAAUGGCAUCGCGAUUGUACAGUACUGGCUCAACAAUGCCACAGAGGCGUGAAGUGGUUCGCGACACUACAUCACGAGACCGCAACACAGAUGCUGUUUUAAGCGCAUUUGAACGUGAUCCAACGAUGAGCAUUCGAGAAGCCAGUCAGCGUUUAGAUAUCAAGCCUACUACGGUCCACAAGAUGUUGAAGGACAGCAAAAUGCACCCGUACAAGUAUGUGCGAGUGCACCAAAUGAAUCCGCAAGAUUAUAUCCAGCGGAUUCAGUAUUCCAGGUGGUUGUUGGGCGAAAUCGCCCGGAAUCCAUCGUUCUCCAAGUGCGUCUUGUGGACUGAUGAAGCCCUCUUCACCAGGGAUGGGUGUUUCAAUGCCCACAAUUCGCACGUGUGGAGCGAUGCGAAUCCGUUGGCGAUUCGAACACGAGCAGGACAAGUGCGCUGGUCAUUCAAUGUAUGGGCCGGAAUUUGCGGCGAUUUUAUCGUUGGGCCGUACCUUCUACCUGAUAGAUUGGACGGCCCAUCAUACAGAGUGUUCUUAGAACAUAUCCUUCCGGAUCUCGCGGAGGUAAUUCCUCCCGAAAUUCGGAGGGGUAUGUUCUACCAACACGAUGGUGCACCUGCACAUUACGCCACAAAUGUCCGCGCCUAUUUAGAUGAAGCCUUUCAGGACAGGUGGAUUGGCCGCGGCGGUCCUGUUGCGUGGCCCCCACGAUCGCCGGAUAUGAAUCCGCUGGAUUUUUUUUUCUGGGGAUUUUUAAAAAGCCACGUGUACAAAGUUGCUAUUUCCACGCCGGACGAACUACUGGCCAGAAUACAUGGCGCGGUGGCAUUAAUCACGCCAGAAAUGUUACAAGGCGUGCAACGGAACAUAAAGAAACGAGUGACUGCAUGUGUGACGGCAGAAGGGGGGUAUAUCGAACCCUUUUUAUAA